UAGAAAUGGCUCUGGUGAGACUGGGUGCAUUUUUAAAAAAGCACCCAUGGCAAAGUUACAUGAUGUUCUACCUUGCUCUCAUUGUUUUAGAGAAACUUGUCGAGGAAGACUUUGUGUGCCCCUGUAGGCUUGGAUUUACCUGGAUAUUUUUCUCCUUGUACUUGGCGAUGCCCCUGCUUAUUGCAGCUAACUAUGGCGUUUACAUGUGGAAGUCCAGCCUCUGCGCUGAUUCAGGGCAGCAGAGUGACUGUGAAUGCAGCUCUAAAUGCUGUGUGAAUUUUCUGACUUAUACAAUUCCAUCUGUUUUUUGGCUGGUCCUGUUUUUUGGAGAUGGCAGAUACGUGGCCUGUUUGAUAACUCAACUAAACGAAGACCAUGUUGACAGCAGUGAGCUGCCUCCGUGGGAAUGGUGUGACAAGCAACGAAUACUGACCGUUGAUCAGAACCGGGCAAAAGAAGCAUUUUACAUAUCUAAGAUCGUGGUUUUUAGUUUCAUCUCCUUCAUCUUGUUUGUAGCACUGAUUUAUCAGUGUUGUAAGCAGCAGGGCGCUGUGGCCCAGCCUACAAACAGCAGUGCAGCUGUCUCUUCAUCUAUGGCUGCAACUCCGCCUGCUGCAGAGGAUGGCAAUGCCAACAUUUAGCCUUCCACCUUAAACUUCAGCCCAGGAAUAAAAGUUUCUCCACCCCCCAGCAAAUCCACCUCUCAGCCUCCCGACGAAUCCACCGCUUCAGCAUCUUGAAGAAUCCUCUACUCUGCUGUCACCAAGCCUUCGCCUGACUCUGUCACC
Molecule: messenger RNA, 788 nt
Organism: Pygocentrus nattereri (red-bellied piranha)
Lineage: Eukaryota; Metazoa; Chordata; Actinopteri; Characiformes; Serrasalmidae
Exons: 3
Coding region: 6-641 (211 amino acids)
Source: RefSeq, a predicted model, not a curated record